Molecule: messenger RNA, 2811 nt
Organism: Drosophila ficusphila
Lineage: Eukaryota; Metazoa; Arthropoda; Insecta; Diptera; Drosophilidae
Product: CUE domain-containing protein 2
Exons: 4
Coding region: 253-1164 (303 amino acids)
Molecular function (GO): protein binding
Source: RefSeq, a predicted model, not a curated record
AAGAAGCAGCAAAAGAAAGGCGCAGCUUGUAAAGCAAAACGGUUAAAACAUAGUUUUUUGCAGAACUAAACUAAAAUAAGGUAAACCGACUGUCAGUGAACGUGCUCUAAGGUCCGGGGAAGUGCCCAUCGAGUGAGUUUCAGCGUUUUGAGUGACCCUCAGCGAGAGUGAGCCUUUCGAGUCCCGAGCCUCCGAAAAUUCGCCGAUCCAGCGAGAGAUACUUCUAGAAGUGCGUUCAGCCUUACAGCCAAAAUGACCAAUUUGGAGAAGCAGCACGAGAUGGUAAAACGGAGCCUGGUGCAGUUCAUCAGUGGACACAUCCCUGGGGCCGACUUUAGCGUGGUGGACGAGAUUGUAUUGUCGUAUAUCAUCUCGAUCUUGGAGGAGGCCUCGCAGGACCCGUGCUUUGACGUGGAGGGCUUCGUGGAGAUGAUGGGCGCCUACUUCGAGGAGUUCCCCACCAUUGACCAGGGCAUCAUCUGCGACUGGAUUUAUAAGCUGGCCAAUGAGCUCACCGAGAUGGAGAAAAAUCAGGGAAGCCAUGACACCGUGAACUUGUCGCUCAACUCCCUUAGCUUGUCGAGCAUUAUUCCUGAGUCCAAACUGCGUGCUCGUAACUCCUCUACUUCCGAAAAGGACGAGCUCUCCUCAAACAGCAGCAGCAGCGGCGGUGGAGGCAGCAAGCGUUCCCAGCACUUGUCGGAGACCAGCGAUGGAGGUUCCACCGAUAGCUCCAGUUCUACUUGCGACUACUUCCUGGAUGAGACCGAAGUGCUCCAGGAAAUGUUCCCGGAUUCGGCCAUUGCCGAGAUCAAGCAUUGCAUCGCUAUUUCCAAGGGCGAUAUCGAUAGCGCCACCCAGAUUCUCUUGCAUCGCCAGGAAACCAACCAGUGCAUUACUGACAAGUCGCAUACUACUUACAUCAAGAAAAAUGUUGUGGUCGACGAUAAUGAACUUAAAAAUCGUAUCAUCGCCAGGUACUCUUAUGUUGACAAAAACGCUACCCAGCGCGAGUACAAGCCGGUGGUGCCAAAGAUGGAGCCGCGCAAGCUGGUCCGCUACCGGGACAACAAGAUAGUGUCGCUUAAGGGCGAGCGUUACACCGAGAUCAAGCGUGACGAAGAUGCUGAGUUAAAAAAACCUAAGAAGCAGAUUCAACCGUAACUAAAGAGGAACAAAACCCUCUUCAAGUAUUUUAUCAAGAAGCAAAUUAAUCCACACCCCAGUAACUUAUCCGCACCCUCGACACCGAUUUUCGCCAGCAGCAGUAGCUGCGAAUCCACCGGCAGCAGCAGCAGUCAUCCCAUAACCGAGCACAGUUUAUGCAAUCAGAUGCAUAUUGAUGGGCUGACAGCCGCCAUACGCAAUGCUAGCACCCAUCCCAGCUCCAAGCCAGUGAUCCCCGCCAAGCUUAGCCAACGUUUAGAUGCUUCCCAACACGACGACGAUGACGCGCGAGAGGUUAGAGACAAAGACGAGCCACCGAGCACAGCGAAUCGGUUCCCACAUCUGAGUGAAUAUGGCCAGGAGUUUGUGGUGUCAGCUGGCAUGCUGGUGCUACUAUUGCUAGUUAGUCAUUGGAGCCAUUGGACCUCGAACUCGACUUCUCAUCGCGCCCAUCCCCAUGACAAAGACAGAAAGACUUUACAUACCAAAUUAGUUGAUAGUUAUGCUUUAGGACUACUCGCUUAUUCAAAUUUUGGGAGCCCAUCCGCCGCGGUGGCCGCCUGCUUAUGAGUCGCGUUGCCGGGAGCAGGCGGCCCGGACCGAUUCGGAUCUGGAUCCGAAUCCGUAUCCGUUGCCAGUCGUCGGUUAUGACGACUGGGGUCGCGCCUGCGCUGUGACUUCUUCUUAGUUCCUUACGCAAGCGAAUUUGAAUUGAACCGUAUCUGUGAAAAACUUGAAUCUCAAACUCUUUUAUGUCCACGACCAGUAUUUUUGAACCUCUUUCGAACCCAAGGAUCAGAUGCAGGUGCGACACCAAACCCGAAUUUGGCGCUCAAAUAGACUUAUUUAGACGUUUUUAGGUACUCAAAUUGAUGAAUUUUGUUGGCCGUGUGCGUAUUUAAAAAACGCAGCUGCACAAGAAACUUGCCAUAUCUGUUUAAGAUUUGUUAACCCAUUUUGUAUCGUGUAACUCGUUUGUUUUCCUCUGGUCCAAGCAAACUAGCAACAGUAAUCUAGCAACAAUGCCACCAAAGCCACUUGCAACACAAACUAGUCCUCACCGCCCACUGAGAUAUCCGGAACCCAUAACAAUUCGGCUACUGCUCGGAGUAAGACAGCAAUACUAACAAUAAUCUAAACGUAUUCAGCAUAUACACAUGUAUGAACUAAUCGAAUAAUCAACUAUUUAUAUAAUCCUUAUCCUAAUCCUUUCCAAUGAUUGCAACGAUUGUAACCUACAAUAUCAUGGCAGUCCCAUGCCCACUUCAUGUUAGAUGUAAGCUCCAGAAUAUUGUUCGGCAGCUUUGAAUUUUUUUGUUUGAGACAAAAGAUUAACAUCCGUUUUAUCAAUAUUUAUAAGUUUAAAAUUUUAGUCCCCGACCACCGUUUUAUUAUGUAACCAAUUGCAUUUUAAGCAUCUCAAGUUUCCUGAUUUUAGUUCAGCACUACACGGAUAGUGUUUUAACAAUCAUAUAUAUUCGUAUUUAUUUUUACCUGGUUUCGGUUUGAUAUUAAUAUUUUAUAUAUUUUAGUUUUAUAUAUUAUUUUUGUGAUAUUAGCGUAAAAAUCAAUUUAAAGAAAAGGCAAAACACUCGAAUUAAACUUUUGAAAUUACUAAAUAAACUACUAUCAAUAUUAAACGCA